AUGUCAAUUAGAUCACAUGGAUUUGAAACUGGCCAAUCACAGCCACCAUUUGGAUUCACCAGCAUGCUGGCCAAUUCAUCCAGCCAAUCAGAAGCUCUGAAGCACCACAGUGAAAGAAUUACAGCCAUGUCAGCACAUCAAACCCUCCAAGACUUAGGUAAUGAUGAUGAGUUCAUUAUUUCUCCUAAAAGUGAUGAAGAGAUACCUCAACAUGAGCACAAAGAAUCUGUCAUGGCAGUACACUCUGAGAGGAGCUUCUUAAUCAUUUGGCUCACAUCCAUAGAAAUUGUUGUAACUGAGGAAUAUACAUGGAAAAGAGUACACAAGGUAAAAGAUCUGUAUUCUGGCAACUAUGUACAACUUGUAAACAAGAUUGCCACUGGCUUUCAGCAAGAGGUUCGCACAGUGACAGCCUUUUAUGUGUGCUUGCAAGCACAUGACUUAGUGCCUUGUGAGAACACAUGCAACUUCCAGCAGCUUGCAAGCUGA
Molecule: messenger RNA, 489 nt
Organism: Coccidioides immitis RS
Lineage: Eukaryota; Fungi; Ascomycota; Eurotiomycetes; Onygenales; Onygenaceae
Exons: 3
Coding region: 1-489 (162 amino acids)
Source: RefSeq, a predicted model, not a curated record